UGGUCAAGUACCGAUGGAUGGACGAGCGAUAACCUGCUGCCACCUCCAGCUAUACAAUCACCUAAAUCCAUCCUACUGCUGUGUUUUUGAUAACAAGAUUCAUGUCAUCCAUCUGUGAGGAAAUAAAAGUCAUCAUCCUCAGAACUUUACCCAACCUGUCUGAGGAUAUUGUACAACUGGUCGUCUCAACACUGAAACUCUCAGGUGUGGAAUCAAAAGCAGACCUCAAGUAUGUACAGCAGGAUGAGAUCAAAGACCUCUUGCCUGUUAUCCAGCAAAGGAAACUUCUGGAGGCAUUCAAAAUGGAAACUACAACAGUCGUGCUUGAUCUCCACCCCUUGCCAGAUGACUUGGUACAUCAAAAGUCUGCAGGCGGAAGUCUGUCUUUGUUCUCCAGUCCAUUGCCUUGCUCCUCUUCAUCUUCACUACCUGGCUUUUCGCCCUUGUCAAGCUCUUCACCAGCUUCAGCACCUCCUGAGAUCGACGUCUGCCACUGCAGCCGAUGUGGAGCGGACACUGACCCUCCCGACCAGUCCACGACUGAUACUGCUGGAUGGGGAGUUGACUCUUCGUAUCAUCCAGCUGUUGAUGGCCUAUUUUGAUGAAAGAAAAGAUGCACUGAUACUCCUUGCAGAUAUGUCUGCCACUGCAGCCGAUGUGGAGCGGACACUGACCCUCCCGACCAGUCCACGACUGAUACUGCUGGUUGCUGGUGACAAAGUCACAAUAAAACGUUGGAUGAUCAGCAUGGAAGGUGAUGUCAUCUGCGAAGGCGUCCAACCUAGCUUCAUCUCAGGGCUUGCUGCCCUUCUUGCCACCUACUAUGUGUUCAACUUGGAAUACCAAGAGGAAGGUGCUUGGACAUUGGAAUUUGUUCAAAGGGACCGAAGCACCAGUUUGACUCUAGGAUACAGAGAAGGUAGGUAAUGUGCAGGUAAAGAUAUGUUGACUGGGUCAAAGAAGGAAGCACCUGUUUGACCCCAGGAUGCAGAAAAAGUAGGUAAUUUGCAGGUAAAGAUAUGUUGACUGGGUGAUGGCAGGAAGCACCAGCGUGACCCGAGGAUGCAGAGCAAGUAGGUAAUGUGCGGGUGAAGAUAUGUUGAAUGGGUAAAGGCAGGAAGCACCAGCGUGACCCCACUAUGCAGAGAAGGUAGGUAAUGUGCAGGUGAAGGUAUGUUGAAUGGGUGAAAGAAGGAAGCGCCUGUGUGGUCGAGGCAAUGCAGACACGGUAGGUAAUGUGCAGGUGAAGAUAUGUUGUAUGGUGAAAGAAAGAAGCACCAGUGUGAUCCCAGGACACAGAGAAGGUAGGUAAUGUGCAGGUAAAGAUAUGUUGAAUGGGUAAAGGCAGAAAGCACCAGCGUGACCACACUAUGCAGAGAAGGUAGGUAAUGUGCAGGUAAAGAUAUGUUGAAUGGGUAAAGGCAGGAAACACCAGUGUGACCCCAGGAUGCAGAGAAGAUAGGUAAUGAGCAGGUAAUGAUUUGUUAAAUGGGUGAAAGCAGGAAACAUCAGCGUAAAUACACGGUCCCGUAGAUGGAGAGAAAACACAUAAAUAGAGAGAGGGAUUGGGGAGGCUUUAGCAUUGUCUUCCUCUCUGAAUUUGUCUUAAUGGGGUUUAGAGCAUUCACUCAUCUACAGCUGUGGUUAUUAUUUAGGCUCACAUAUAUCCUAAAAUUGAUAUGAAUAUUUGUGCAGUGCAUAUUCCUAAAUUAACAAUGUGAGGGGAGUUCUGUAAGUAAUUUUCAAUCACAACAGAAUAUCUAAUAUGCUUUCUCUCUUUUUUAGGCGAUUCAUUGGCGUUAACCCUGAGAGGGGAACAAAGACUAUCCAGGGAAAGGUGGUGUCCAAGAAGACCGGGAAGCUGGUCCAGAAAAUGGCAGCAACUGUAAAUCCUCACGUAGCCACCCUUAUAAAACAUCUCACAGACUUUGAGUGGGGCUUUAUGUAGCCGACAACUAAACACUGGACUCGUGUUCAGUGUUUUGUCUCCAGUUUGAAAUUAAGUUGACAUGUUCUAAAUGUUAAAUUGCUUUACUGAAAAUAAGAA
This is a messenger RNA of Entelurus aequoreus (snake pipefish), 2047 nucleotides long. RefSeq lists its product as uncharacterized. NCBI's taxonomy places the organism in Eukaryota, Metazoa, Chordata, Actinopteri, Syngnathiformes, Syngnathidae. The record is from RefSeq and is a predicted model, not a curated record. The coding region runs from base 232 to 927 and encodes 231 amino acids. The transcript is spliced from 8 exons.